This is a messenger RNA of Syngnathus typhle (broad-nosed pipefish), 1437 nucleotides long. Its product is annotated as GTPase IMAP family member 9-like. The record is from RefSeq and is a predicted model, not a curated record. Lineage: Eukaryota; Metazoa; Chordata; Actinopteri; Syngnathiformes; Syngnathidae. Bases 1 to 1437 code for a protein of 478 amino acids. Gene Ontology annotation, molecular function: GTP binding. The transcript has 2 exons.
AUGUCCUCCUCGAGCAAGCAACUGUGCUCCAAGACAAGAACAGGUGGAAAGUCAUGUUCCUCCUUGUCAGAGAUCCGACUGGUUCUGCUGGGGAAGACGGGCAGUGGAAAAAGCUCCACUGGCAACUUUAUCCUGGGCCGUAAACUCUUUGAGGCAAAAGUCAGCAGCUGUUCGAUCACCCUUCGAUCCCGGAGGGCUUGUGGAGAAAUCUGCGGUAAGCACCUGGUGCUCUUGGACACUCCGGGAAUUCUGGACACUUCACGGACUCUGCAGGAGGUGCAGAGAGAGUUAAGGAAGUCUGUUAGUCUCCUCUUCCCAGGUCCACAUAUCUUCCUCCUCAUUGUUCGGAUUUCACGGAUAACUCAGGAGGAGAAAGAGGCGGUGCGCCAGUUUAAACAGGCCCUUGGUUCUCAUGCUCUACAAUUGUCCAUUGUGGUUUUUACCCAUGGAGAUUGUCUGGAAGAUGGAGUUUCUGUGAAGCAGUGUAUGAUAGACAUGUGCCCAUACCUGGAGGAACUGGUGGCAGAAUGUGGCGGGAGGUAUUGUGUCUUCAACAACCAAAGCUCCGGGAGCAAGGAGAAGACAUCUGAGCUGCUUGCCAUCGUGGACCGCAUGAUGAAGGAUAAUGGAGGAACCUGCUACACCAGCAAGAUGCUUCAGAAAGCAGAGGAGGAUCUGGUUGGCAUGCAGCAGGAGGAGCGACGUUUGCUGAGACACAAAGAGAAGCAGCUCAAAAUGAAACAUGAGGAACAUAUUAAAAUCAGGUAUGAAAGAGAACUUGAGAAACUUCAGCAAAAAAGUGGAAGCGCGAUUCAGGAGAUGGCAAGACUGAUACCAAUCCAGAUGGAGGAGGCGGAGAGGAGAGAAAAUCUUAAAGACAGAAUGGAAGAAGUUCCCAAAAUACUUGAGGAAGCAGCCAGCAGGGAGAAUAAUCUUGGACACGGUACGGAAGAGAUGGUGAAAAUACAUAAUGAGGAAAAUGAAAGAAAAGAAAUUGCCAUCAGACAGACAGAAGAAAUAAAGAGAGAAGCUUUGCAGGAAGAACAGGAUAAACUCUUCUCAAAUUCAGAGGAGGCAAAAAAGCGGAAGAAGCAAAUGGAGGAUUUGCUCAAACACCAGAGUGAGGACGAUUGGGCGACACAAAUGGAAAAACUACGAAAAGACAAAAUAAAUAUUGAAUCCCUCAUGCGGCAGCUCAAACUCCUCAAGGUGAAGACAGAUGAGUACAAACGCAGAGAAGCAAACCUCAAGAGACAGUUGGAGCGGAGAGAGAGAGAAGCGUGUUCCGUGUGUUCUUCACGGCCGAGCAACGUGAUCAUCAGGAAAAAUCGUGAGGACAGCACUGUGAUGCAUGUGACUGGAUUUGUGCAGGAGAUGGGACUCAUAGGGCUCAAUGCAUCCUUACAGGUUGCCAGGAAUUCCUGUUGUAUACAGUAA